AAAACUCUGGCAGCCCUUUAUUUAAAGUUUUGGUACCAUUGAUCUGUUUCCCUUUUAGAUUAGCUAGAUUGGGAUCGAACAUAAGGCAUUGUUUGGAUAUUCAACCAUGGAAAUCUCAGUUAUCAACAGAAUCAGCGAUUUUGAAGCUAGCAUAACCUCGCUAAACAACCCAUCUUUUCUUUCCCAAAUUUACGCUCUUUCUGGGAUUCAAUCUUUCCAUUUUUGGAAAUGGGGAGCCUUGAUUCUUGCCCUACUGGCCUCCUUAUCUACCUUAAUCAAUAGGCUCAAGGUUUUGAUAAUCAGGUUCCGACGAAACCAUUCUUUACCGAAUCAACCCCUUCUUUACGGAACGGAAUUCGAUACUGACACGGACAGUUCCUCUUGUUCAUCAUCGGACGACGAAGGAGAAUAUGAUGAGCCCUCCACUUCUCAGAACUGGCGACAAGUCGAUGAGGAUUUUCGAGUUAGGGGGUCGGGUCAUUUCACGCUACGGAAGAGGAGAAGCAGCAUCGGCGAUCUAUUUUCUUGGGCUGAAGAGCUAACCACCGGUAAAAGCGUGGUGAAGCUCUGGGAUAAUCUCGGAUUAGGGUUCCGUUUUGACCUCGAUGAAAGCGAUAACGUUCUGAACGUUUACGACGUUAACAAGGAGACGAAAAUCGGGACGAUUUGCGGGGGUAAGAGCGAGUUUCAGGCGGUUUCAGCGCCGUCGUCGUCGUUGCCAGCUGUUGUCGUAUCCGCCGUCGCAGAUUCUUCGACUGGAAGAAUCGCUGUCAGUGCAUGGGACACGCGCCUUCAUUGCCGGCAACCGGCGAUUCUCACAGAAUGGAGCCCCAAAAAACCAAUGGAGAAAAUCUCAGCGGUCAAUGCUAACGGCGUCGAUAAGGUUUACGUCAGGGGUGACGUCACGGGGAAGUUAACGGUCGGUGAUAUGAGGAAGGCGAGCUCGCCAUUAAGGAACGUAACGGAUUCCGACGUGGAUACAUGGUGGGAUGCUGAUGCCGUCAUCGGUUCGGACGAGUCAACGUGUCUCAGUUAACCCCGUUUGUUUUGAAAGAAUAAAACCUGGUUAAAAUGUGAACAAAAAAAAUGGUGAAUGGUGGAAGGACACCUUCGUAAAUAUUCAUUUAUCAUAAUAUUAAAACUAGUGGCAAAAAUCUGUACGAGUAAUUUUCAAAAAAAUAAUUUUAUUUUUAAUAAAAAUAAUGAAAGUAUUGUUUUAUAAAAUA
Molecule: messenger RNA, 1226 nt
Organism: Hibiscus syriacus
Lineage: Eukaryota; Viridiplantae; Streptophyta; Magnoliopsida; Malvales; Malvaceae
Exons: 2
Coding region: 107-1036 (309 amino acids)
Source: RefSeq, a predicted model, not a curated record